Synchytrium microbalum is the source of this 444-nucleotide messenger RNA. RefSeq lists its product as uncharacterized. The coding region runs from base 1 to 444 and encodes 147 amino acids. The transcript is spliced from 3 exons. The record is from RefSeq and is a predicted model, not a curated record. Lineage: Eukaryota; Fungi; Chytridiomycota; Chytridiomycetes; Synchytriales; Synchytriaceae.
AUGGAAGUCGCUUCUGGUUUGAAUUGGUUGUUCCUGCUGAACAAUCAAGUCAUUUUGUCAUCGUCGAUACUGAGAUCAACGAUUAUCGCCGAUCUCAGUACAGCAACGAUGGUCGAUUCCGAGAUGAUGGAGUUGAAGCCCUCCUCAUUCACUGUGGAUAAUGACUCGUCAAUGGAAGAACCCCAAAGAUAUGACGGUGGGCCUGCCGACAACAGAACAGGAACGACGUUGAACGCUCUUUCCAAAAGGAAGUCGGCAUCGACAGUCAUUGAAGAAAAGAAUGUCAUCGUGCAUUCUGAGGGUAGUAGGAGUAGUACAGCUCCAGCUGCAACUUUUCAGGUCGGAGAAAGUGUCGCAUUGAACGAUUACGAGACGACCGACACCGCGAACAGUUCGGAUACCACAGAAGCACCCACAGUUGGGUUUCUUGUGGGUGAUGACUAG